Messenger RNA from Mustela lutreola (European mink), 6510 nucleotides. RefSeq names its product sphingomyelin synthase 2 (gene SGMS2). The record is from RefSeq and is a predicted model, not a curated record. The coding region runs from base 701 to 1798 and encodes 365 amino acids. NCBI's taxonomy places the organism in Eukaryota, Metazoa, Chordata, Mammalia, Carnivora, Mustelidae. The transcript is spliced from 6 exons. Gene Ontology annotation, cellular component: endoplasmic reticulum membrane; Golgi membrane. Gene Ontology annotation, biological process: sphingomyelin biosynthetic process; ceramide biosynthetic process. Gene Ontology annotation, molecular function: ceramide cholinephosphotransferase activity; sphingomyelin synthase activity.
GCGGAACUAGGACUACCCUUGCCAGGCAACCUCCUGAGGUUUGGGAAGCCGCCUCUUUGACCUAGGCCUGGGCGGCACCCUUCGAAUAAGCGUUGGCUGGUGUCCCCAAGCCCACUCACGCCGUCGUCAGGAAGCAGUUCCUGAAUAAGGCAAGGUACGGGGUGGGGGAUCCCUUUCCGGCCCCAUUCAAAGUUGCCGGGAGUGGGAUCCAAAGAACUUUCCCAGAUUGAUCUCCGUCACCGCUCAAGGAGGUCUGCUCCCGGCCCGCAGGCUUAUCGCCGGGAGCCAAUCGGCCCAGCGGGCCAAGCCCCUCCUUCCCUGCACCUUCAAUGGCUGAGAGAGGGGAGGGUCGGCUGGGGUUUUCUUCUUAAGAAGUCGCACCGGUUUUAAGAGCUCCGCUCUGCGCCUGGACAGCCACAGCGGCGGGAGCGAGCGCUGCCGCCACCGGGCCGCGGGUGGGAUAGUAACACCUCUGGGAGAAAGAAAAUUGGCUUCCUCUCUCGAAGGUGGUGAGUGGACUGCAGGCGGCUACAUGGAGGGAACAGUGAUCAGAUGGUUCCCUUCUACGUUUUGUGCUAGGAAACAAAAUCAGUUAUAGGAAUCCAUGUUGAUCUCUGAAGUAGAAGGAUUUAGAAAAGUUAAGUUUGCACAAACACCAAGAACUUUCCCAUCUCCUUUUUGAUCUGAAGACUGGGGGACAAUGGAUAUUAUAGAGACAGCAAAACUCGAAGAACAUAUGGAAAAUCAAACCAAUGAUCCCGCAAACACUUACACGAGACCUGCCGAGCCUGCCGAAGAGGAAAACAAAAAUGGCAACAGUAAACCUAAGAGCUUAUCCAAUGGGUUGCGAAAGGGCACCAAAAAGUACCCAGACUAUAUCCAGAUUGCUAUGCCCACUGAAUCCAGGAACAAAUUCCCCCUGGAGUGGUGGAAAACGGGCAUUGCCUUCGUGUACGCCCUCUUCAACCUCGUCCUAACCACCGUCAUGAUCACGGUUGUACACGAAAGGGUACCUCCCAAGGAGCUCAGCCCCCCGCUACCAGACAAGUUUUUUGAUUACAUUGAUCGGGUAAAAUGGGCAUUUUCUGUAUCAGAAAUAAAUGGGAUUAUAUUAUUUGGAUUAUGGAUCACCCAGUGGCUGUUUCUGAGAUACAAGUCAAUUGUGGGACGCAGAUUCUUUUUUAUCAUUGGGACUUUAUACCUGUAUCGCUGUAUUACAAUGUACGUCACCACUCUCCCUGUGCCCGGAAUGCAUUUCCAGUGUGCCCCAAAGCUCAAUGGAGACUCGCAGGCAAAAAUACAACGAAUUCUACGAUUGAUUUCCGGUGGUGGGCUAUCCAUAACUGGAUCCCAUAUCUUGUGCGGAGACUUCCUCUUCAGCGGUCACACCGUUAUGCUGACACUUACUUAUUUGUUCAUCAAAGAAUAUUCGCCUCGUCACUUCUGGUGGUAUCAUUUAAUCUGCUGGCUGCUGAGCGCUGCUGGGAUCAUCUGCAUCCUUGUAGCUCAUGAACACUAUACUGUUGAUGUGAUCAUUGCUUAUUACAUUACAACACGGCUGUUUUGGUGGUACCAUUCAAUGGCCAAUGAAAAGAACUUGAAGGUCUCUUCACAGACUAAUUUCUUGUCCCGAGCCUGGUGGUUCCCCAUCUUUUAUUUUUUCGAGAAAAACGUACAAGGCUCAAUUCCUUGCUGCUUCUCCUGGCCGCUCUCCUGGCCCCCUGGCUGCUUUAAGUCUUCAUGUAAAAAGUAUUCCCGGGUUCAGAAGAUUGGCGAAGAUAAUGAGAAAUCUACCUGAGGAGCAAAAACAAAGGCAUCAGCUCUUAAACCAAAAGAGUUAACGCUGUAACCAAAGGUAUAGUUUUGGGUUUUUAUUUUAGAAGAACUGACUGGUAAAUGAAGAAGUGGACCAAAUUCCAUGUAAAUGAUUAGAGAGAUGAACGAAGUAUUACCCUUUGACUGUUUUUUUAUUCAUCCUGAGAAAGGCAUAUUCUCCUGCAGCUCUUCCUUCAUUGGUGACAAGCCCCCAAACUGGGAUUUUAUUAAUGAGCUUUUUAAUGAGGUGCCAAAGAACCUACUCUUCCUUCUCCUUAUACUUUAGUCACUAAAGCCCUCUACAGAAUUUUUUCAGGAUUCUUUUUUUUUUUUUUUUUUUGCCUCCGAGGUCAGAAGAAUUUGUUAAUGUUUUAAAUAAAAUGUCUGGAUACAUACAGCUACUGUGUAAAUAGAAUAACCUCAUGUUGAGAGUGGUUUUAGCAUUAGGCUUUUUAAGGAGGGGAAGAUCUGUCAUAAGUGAACUUGAGGUGAACUUCGUUUCCACCUUGUCCUGGGGAAGGUCAAGGUCAGGUCUGGGAAUGUGCACCUGCUGCUACCACCCACUGCACCAAGUAUCACUUUUACUUUUUUUGUAAACUGAUAAUUUUAUAAAAAGAAAGAAAAGUGAUCUAUUGUGGAAGAAUUUGACCCAUCUCACAGCUUUUAUGUGUGUGUAAAUAUUCUGCUUUAAAAUCUCUAUGACAGAUACACAGGAAACAGAGAGCUAUUUCUGUUAAAUGAGUGGUCUUUGUGCACACAUGUGUGUGCUCUCUGCCUGGUAAAUUUCCAUCCGUCCCCCUGCCCCAGGGCAGACAGCUGCUCCAGCAUAGGCUAAAAACAUGUGUGUAUGUGAACGGAGACUUGUGCCACUUGAGGGCCAAGCUGGCAUUUCUCUCCCAUCCUACCCUGUGUGAGAUGUUCUAGAUGUUCUAGAGCUGCUCACUGGAACUCAGAAAUGCAGUUGGUCACGUUUCACUGAAAACUCUUUCUUCUUAGGUACAUUGUACUUUCUGGAAAAACCAAGAUAGAGUCUAAAAGUGUCGUGUAUCCUUGCUUUUUAGCAAGAGACUCAGCUUCCUAUAAACUGGUCCUAAGGACAUAUGCUACAAUUGAGUAAUUUUACUUUGAACCUGAAAUUAUACCACGGUGCUGUAUAUAAUCUACUGUUGGAAUCAGUCUGUUAGACAGGGACAGUGACCCAGUAAAGGGGGAUCUUCGUUUCUAAAGUUCUUUGAGGUGAUGCAAAAAGAAGAUGGGUUUUUAAAAAUUGAAUCAGAUUAAUGCUGUCAGAGUUGGUUCAUUUCUUUUCUUUUCUUUUCUUUUCUUUUCUUUUCUUUUCUUUUUAAGAUUUUAUUUAUUUAUUUGACAGGCAGACAGCAAGAGAGGGAACCCAAGCAGAGGGAGGGGGAAAGGGAGAAUCAGGCUUCUGGCUGAGCAGGGAGCCUGAUGCAGGGCUUAGUCUCGGGACCCUGAGAUCAUGACCUGAGCUGAAGGCAGACGUUUAACGACUGAGCCACCCAGGUACUCCCAAGUUGGUCCAUUUCUUGAGCCUUCUAGUAACUCCAAAACAAGAUUUGUGGUUACAGAAGUAUCAACACUAAAUCAGAAGACAGGCCAAUGAGGUGUGGAAGGGGCAGUUACAUUUAAAUCGAAGAUAAAAAUUUCCCUCCCCAUAGGAAUGAAAUAUACCUUUGAAUUUGCCAUUAUAAACUAGUUUGCCAUGAUUUGGUAUACAAAAUUGACCUUCAGAUUGCUUGAGAGAAGCACAAUACAAAUCUUUUCAGAAGGGUCAUUAUUUUUGGUGCUAAAAUUCUGUGUCUAUAUUCAGUACAUCUCUUUCUCUGAGUAGCAGAAGAAUCACUAAAGGAAAGGUAGUUGAAUUCAAAGGCAGGAAAAGAAUAUUUAAAACAAGAAUGGAAAUCCUGAAUAUCCUUGUCAGGCUUUGAAAUGCAAGGAGUUUUCUGGUAUUUGUUAUUAAAUAAACCAAUAAGAAACUAUAGCUUACUGAUGUGCUUAAGCCAGAAUUCUUUCAUUUGCUAAAUAUUGACACUUGUGAUAUGUAAGGUGUCAAGCUUUAAACACUGAAUUUCCAUUCCUGCUGUCCAAUUAUGAAGAAAAGCAUCUGACACUGAAGCCUGGGUUUUGUGCUCCUGAACUUGAUCUAUUCCUUGAGCAUCUAAUUCCUAACCUUAUAGACCUGAGAGCCUUAUUCAGCAGUGUCUUAGAUAACCUAAUUUUCUUCAAGUUUAAUAAGGAAAAGUAUUUAAGAUUUUAAAAUCAUGAUGUGUUGAUUGUUGGAGAACCUUGAAACAAUAAACCUUGGAUUUUCAUCGAGUGAUGCAGUUUUUAAAAAAAAAAAUACCAUCACCUUUUAAAGAACUUUAAAAACCUCUCUGACCUCACAUGUUCCUUACAUGUAGGUGUCACAGGUGUCUAAUAGACACCAAGGAAGCAUAUGAUUUGAAAAGAAGGAGGGAAAAUAUCAAAGUUUCAAGAUGGAAAAAUGAAGGAAAUACAGAAACUCAUUUACAUUUAGCAAAGCAAACUUGAGGCUUAACCUAAUAUGCUCCUUUGGGAUAGAAAAACAGUUAUGAUCUUGCCUUUGAAAUGGUCAGUUUUUGGAGCUCCUUUUCCUUGAUAAUUGCAAUGUGAGAUCUUAUCCAUUAUCCUUGUUUUUGUACACCAGUAGUCCCCUUCAAAGCUUUUCUUGGGAUUGAGUCCUUCUGUGCAAUAUCGAUAACAUAGAAUUCCCAUAAAUUAUGGCAUAUUUUUUCUAAAUUCUUUCAGAUGGAAAUUCAGAUUCUAUUUUUUGAGCUCCUCCUAAGCUCUGAAAAUAAAGCAUUGCUCCUGAUUCCACCCAGAGUGAUUUUAAAUUUCUUACUUAAUUUACUGGCAUCUUGGGAAAAAGUUGUGCUGAGUAAAGAAGGCCUGAUUGGAGCGAGCCUGAGCCCCUGGUCUGGUGUAAGGGGGACCUUGCCUAAGGUUCUUUGCUGUGUAGCAGUGCCCCCUAGUGGAUAAAUGUUAUAUGACUUGGAACGCAGACUUGCCACUUAUUUAAAGUUUCUAUUUUCAAGUUUUUAAAAGGCAUUGGUGGUAGUGGUGUUGUUUUGUCUUGUUUUGUUUUCGCCAAUAAUCUGAAAGCACCAUGCAAAAGGGAUUGUUUUAAAGGUCUUUUCAACCUUUCCCAAAGGGAAAAUGUGCUUAGAUCCCAGGGAGUUGCAAUUCUAAUCCUUGGUCCAUUCGAUCAAAGAAAAUUUGCAGACCAUUUUACCUCUCUUUAUCACAAUCAUUAAUGUCUCCCUUUAUAACUACCUAUACUUUGUUUACUCUGAAACACCAGGCUGGCAGUCUUUCUUAUUUUGUAUUUGUAUUUUAUUUUUACAUGCUAGACCUCAAGUAGCUUCUUUUUUAAUUAGAAGUUCACAUCUUGUUUCUUCAAUAUUUUAAGCAUUUCCUUAUUAUUUGUUUGUCAUUUUUGUUUUGCACUGUAGAACUCUUUAAAAAUUUAAGCCGGUUCUAACCUACUCACUUCUGUACUGCAAGGAAGUGUGAGAAGGAAUUUAUUGAUAAAUGAGCUUACAAGUUUUAAAUUGAGCAUGUUAUAAGUAAUAUGCCAUGUGAUGAAGGCUUUUCUAUUUGUAUGUAUAAAGAUUUCUGGUAUUUUUUUUUAAUGUCAUUGUGUUGCAAUAAUUUAACUUCUUUGACUUACUUGCUAAGAAUAUUUCUAUUAAGAAGUGCUCUUGACUUCAAUACCUAAACACUGAAAAUCAUGUCAAAGGUACCCAAAGAUAAGUUUUUAUACAGAUACACACCUUAUAAGUUCUGAUUUAUUUUAUUACUCAUUAACCUAACUAUGUGGUGUUCUAAAUGAAUCAUGAAUGAGAAUAGUUCUUUAUUAUGGAAUUAUUGAAAACUGUCCUUUAAAAGAAAAAAAAAGAAAGAAACUGUAAACAUAAGCUAAUGUAGUUGCCAAGUUGGAAUUCAUUAUUUAAUUUACCUCCUAUGCAAUGAUUAAUGCUGCAAAAAUGUAUGGUUAUGUUACAGUAUAUUCAUAAAAGAAAUAUCAUUAUAAGGUGUGAGAGCUAGCCAGUUGCAUUCUUUCAGAAAUUUACUGUACUGUUUCAAUGUGUUAAGUGCCUUGUUGUAAAGUAAAAUAUUAAGUCUAGAAUUCAUUAUUUUCUUGACAUAUUUUUCAUUAUAAUAUAUACUGUAUGCUAUUGUAAUAGUUUUAUUAAAUGCUUAUAUUUUAAUCAAACAUGUAAAUUUCAGAAGCUCUUUUCUCCUACCCCCAGUCAGUACCUUAAUCAUUUGUCUCUCCUAUGGGAUUUGCGUUCAGGUUUGUUGUUGUAAUUGCUGUUGCUGUUUUUUAAAGAGGAAAUUAUCUUUGUUGAGAAAUGUUUCCCGUGCUUGUGCUUCUGUGUUCAUAAAAACAUUUCAGGAGGAAUUUAGGAGUGGAACUAGAGUUUAUACUUCUAAAAAUGCCGUUUUACAUUUACAUUUUAAGUGCCUAAUUGUUAAAAACUAAUUUAUGUUUCUACUCUAAAGAGGAUAUGUGUACUUGGUUUCUAAUAUCCUUGGCUUUGCUUUAGAAAAAAAAAAAAAGAAGAAGAAGAAGAAGCAAAAAAGAAAAAGCAAGAGCCUAUACUUUGUAUUUACAAAUAAACCACAGUGACAUCAACAGUCUUUUCAAAAUUA